AUGUCCAAGCCAAUGGAAGAGGACAUCGUGGAGGACAUUCUCCAGCUGGAGGAAGAGAUGCACUUGGAUGACACUGGAGGGACCGGCGCCGCCCAACUGCUACCACCUCGGCCUCAAGUUAAGCUUUGUGUAGGAGGUAAUGUGUGCACGCCAUCCAUCUCCUGUCCACCACUGUACAUACCGUCCACCUCCUGCCCACCAUUUCAUCCCAUGAACAGCAAAGCCUGUCUCAGUAGUCCUGUGGCUUCGCUCCAACUGAAAGACAGACGAAGGAAACAAAGACGCAAUGUGUUUGAGCGAAAGAGAAGGUGUAUCAUCAAUGACAGAAUACGGGAGCUUGCUGCCCUGCUGCCCAGCAGCAACGAACAGCAUUAUGACCUCAUCUGUGACCUGCGACCCACCACUGGGCAAAUCCUGGAAGCUUCUGUGAAUUACAUCCAGAGGCUCAAAGUGGACAUGGAGCACCACAAGUUUAUGGAAGCAGAGCGACUGGCGUUGGAGCGAGAGAACCAGCGGCUGCGUGUUCGGGUAGAGGAGCUGGAGGAGCGGCUGCGGCCAGGAGUCCCGGCGCCCCCGCCACACCACACACUCCCUCACCCUUCCUAA
Molecule: messenger RNA, 606 nt
Organism: Procambarus clarkii (red swamp crayfish)
Lineage: Eukaryota; Metazoa; Arthropoda; Malacostraca; Decapoda; Cambaridae
Product: transcription factor E3-like
Biological process (GO): regulation of transcription by RNA polymerase II
Cellular component (GO): nucleus
Molecular function (GO): protein dimerization activity; RNA polymerase II cis-regulatory region sequence-specific DNA binding; DNA-binding transcription factor activity, RNA polymerase II-specific
Source: RefSeq, a predicted model, not a curated record